This is a messenger RNA of Camellia sinensis, 1320 nucleotides long. Its product is annotated as protein-L-isoaspartate O-methyltransferase 1. Gene Ontology annotation, cellular component: cytoplasm. The record is from RefSeq and is a predicted model, not a curated record. NCBI's taxonomy places the organism in Eukaryota, Viridiplantae, Streptophyta, Magnoliopsida, Ericales, Theaceae. Gene Ontology annotation, molecular function: protein-L-isoaspartate (D-aspartate) O-methyltransferase activity. Gene Ontology annotation, biological process: protein modification process.
AGACUGAGUGGCACGUGUGGGGAUUAAUUGGUACGUGUGAGGGAGAGUGGUGUCGUGUCGACGAGAGACGAUGCCAAAGAAAAGGCAGACAUAUAGGUAAGAAUGAGAAUGCCGUCCUCGGUUAUAGCGUAUGGUUGCCGCUACCGUGCGCCUUUAUUAAAGCAUCAUCUCUUACACUUCACCACCACAACUCCCACUCCCACAACCACUCGUCGCUACCACCACCCUCGCCUCCUUCGUCUAGGUCUUCCGCCUCUCGCCGUCACCACCGCCCUCUCUUCUUGUAAUCUCCCUAACCCUAGCCUCGUCACGGGAAACUCUUUGGGCCGCCGCAUGGAGAGAUUUUGGACUGGAAGUGGUAUCAAUAAGAACAAGGCAAUGGUUGAGCAUUUGCAGCAAUAUGGAGUGAUAAAAUCGAAGAAGGUAGCAGAAGUGAUGGAAACUAUAGAUAGGGCUUUGUUUGUACCUGAUGGGACCCCACCUUAUGUUGACAGCCCUAUGCAAAUAGGGUACAAUGCCACAAUUUCUGCUCCACAUAUGCAUGCAACAUGUCUUCAAUUGUUGGAGGACAAUUUGAAGCCUGGCAUGCAUGCUUUAGAUGUUGGUUCAGGAACUGGAUAUUUGACAGCAUGCUUUGCUUUGAUGGUUGGGCCAGAAGGUCGUGCAGUUGGUGUAGAACAUAUUCCUGAGUUGGUGGAUUCUUCAAUUCAGAAUAUCAAGAAAAGUGCAGCUGCUCCAUCACUCAAAGAAGGUUCUCUCUCGGUGCAUGUUGGGGAUGGAAGGUUAGGCUGGCAAGAGUUUGCACCUUAUGAUGCCAUUCAUGUUGGAGCAGCAGCACCGGAAAUCCCUCCAGCACUAAUUGAGCAGUUGAAGCCCGGGGGCAGGAUGGUGAUUCCUGUUGGGAACAUUUUCCAGGACUUGAAGGUUGUUGACAAGAAUCCAGAUGGUUCUAUCAGUGUUCGAGAUGAGACUUCUGUUCGCUAUGUUCCGCUUACAAGUCGAGAAGCUCAGUUACGGGGCUAUUGAUAAUGUUAGAGUGAGUAAAGAGGACUUGCAUCCAUCUUUUGUCCAUGCUAUUUGUAACCCGAGCAUCAUCUAUAUCAUCUGUCAUAUAUCUCGUCUGGAAAUCUAAGUCUUGGCUGUGUGAUAUUAUUUUGUUUUGUUUUUAUUUUUAUUUUAAUUUUUAAAAUGUGUAUUUUGUACAGACAUAGUACACCUUUACAGAAGUGCCUGCAAUAUUUUUCUUCUGAGGCUGGGAUGCCUUUUCCCGGUAUUUUACUUGAAAAUCCUUUCAUUCGAGCUGGGUCCAGUUUCUUGUUC